Molecule: messenger RNA, 1966 nt
Organism: Lynx canadensis (Canada lynx)
Lineage: Eukaryota; Metazoa; Chordata; Mammalia; Carnivora; Felidae
Product: UDP-glucuronosyltransferase 3A1-like
Exons: 7
Coding region: 184-1749 (521 amino acids)
Molecular function (GO): UDP-glycosyltransferase activity
Source: RefSeq, a predicted model, not a curated record
AACAGAAAAGAAAACAGACAGAACCCAUCCCUCACCUCUUCCCAAGCUUCUACCAGAGCAUUUCCUUGGCUGCCAGUGCAAAGCUUGUCCCCAAGGCAUACAGGUCGCCGUGAGGGACUCAGAGAAGCAGAGCACAGGGCUCUAGGCACAAGGCUGGAAUCUGCAGCUGGUACAGGAGGGAGCAUGACAGGCCAGCGGGCGCUGCUGCUAGCUGGCUUUCUUCUGUCUGGGUUCCUGAUCCCAGAGGCCGCCAAAAUUCUGACUGUAUCCUCACUGGGUGGAAGCCAUUAUCUACUGCUGGACCGGGUAUCUCAGAUUCUUCAAGAUCAUGGUCAUAAUGUCACCAUGCUUCUUUAUGGAGGAGAUUAUUUAAUCCUAAAAAAGAAGGAAAAUACAUACCAAGUUAUCAGUUGGCUUCUACCUGAGGAUCAUGAAAAAGAAUUAAAGGAACAUUUUGAUUCCUAUAUGAAGGAAGCUUUGCAUGGCAGGGAAGCAUUUGGCACCUUUGUAAAGUUAAUGGAACAAUUGGGGAUUCAAUGCAGUGAUUUGCUAAGGAGAAGUGAUAUCAUGGAUUCUUUAAAAAAUGAGAACUUUGACCUGGUAUUUGUUGAAGCAUUUGACUUCUGUUCUUUCCUCAUUGCUGAGAAGCUUGUGAAGCCAUUUGUGUCAAUUCUUCCCUCCCCAUUUGGCAGUGUGGACCUUGGGCUACCAAACCCGGUGUCUUAUGUUCCGGUAUUCCAUUCCUUGCUAACCGACCGCAUGGACUUCUGGGGCAGAGUGAGGAAUUUUCUGAUGUUCUUGGAUUUCUUCUUAAGGCAAUGGCGAAUCCAGUCUACAUUUGAUAACACCAUCAAGGAACAUUUCCCAGAAGACUCUAGACCAGUUUUGUCUCAUCUUCUAAGGAAAGCAGAGCUAUGGUUUGUUAACUCUGACUUUGCCCUUGAAUUUGCUAGGCCCCUGCUUCCCAACACUGUGUAUAUUGGAGGCUUAAUGGUCAGACCUGUUAAACCAGUACCACAAGAAUUUGAGAAUUUCAUCAGCAAGUUUGGAGACUCUGGUUUUGUUCUUGUGGCCAUGGGCUCCAUGGUGGGCACCUAUCAGUCCCAGGAAGUUCUCAUGGAGAUGAACAGUGCCUUUGCUCGUCUCUCCCAAGGGGUGAUUUGGAACUGUAAGCCUUCUAAGUGGCCCAAAGACGUCAAAUUGGCAGCAAAUGUGAAAAUCGUGGACUGGCUUCCUCAGAAUGACCUCUUAGCUCACCCACGCAUCCGUCUUUUUGUCACCCAUGGUGGGUUGAAUAGCAUAAUGGAGGCCAUCCAACAUGGUGUGCCCAUCGUGGGGAUUCCAGUCCUUGGAGACCAUCCUGAAAACAUGGUCCGAGUAGAAGCCAAGAAGUUUGGUGUCUCUAUCCAGUUAAAGCAGAUCAAGGCAGAGACAUUGGCUCUGAAGAUAAAGGAAGUCAUAGAAGACAAGAGGUACAAGUCAGCAGCAGUGGCCGCCAGCAUCAUCAGGCGCUCCCACCCCCUGACCCCUGCCCAGAGGCUGGUGGGCUGGAUCGACCACAUCCUCCAGACAGGGGGUGCGGCCCACCUCAAGCCCCAUGCCCUGCAGCAGCCGUGGCAUGAGCAAUACCUGCUGGAUGUCUUCUUGUUCCUGCUGGUGGUCACCCUGGGCACCCUGUGGCUCUGCGGGAAGCUGCUGGGCAUGGUGGCCAGGUGGCUGUGUGGGGCCAGGAAGCUGAAGAAGGCCUGAUGGGGGGGCAUCCUUGAUGGGUAUUUGAGAAGCCACUGGUUCUACAGAGUCUCCAACCACACAGGACACCCUUACUGUUCCUCGUAUUCCACCUGACGGUGGCACAUAAAUUGCUCUUCACUUCUGUCUGUGUUUAAAAAUUCUUGUGAAACAUUCUUGGGAUUCUUCUUUAAAUUGUAGUAAAAUAUAUAUUCUAUAAAAUUUGCCAUUCUAACCA